UCAAUUUCAGAAGCUUCAGCAACUGCGCCUUACACAGUACCAUGGAGGAUCCUUACCAAAUGUGAGCCAGCUGCGGAGCAGUGCAUCAGAGUUUCAGCCAUCAUUUCAUCAAGCUGAUAACAUUCGGGGAACCCGCCAUCAUGGGCUGGUGGAAAGGCCAUCCCGGAACCGCUUCCACCCCCUUCACCGAAGGUCUGGGGACAAGCCAGGACGACAAUUUGACGGUAGUACCUUUGGAGCUAAUUACUCCUCACAGGCCCUGGAUGAGAGUUGGCCAAGGCAGCAGCCUCCUUGGAAAGAAGAAAAGCAUCCUGGGUUCAGGCUGACGUCUGCACUUAACAGGACCAAUUCUGAUUCUGCUCUUCACACGAGUGCUCUGAGCACCAAGCCCCAGGACCCCUAUGGAGGAGGGGGCCAGUCGGUCUGGCCUGCCCCAUACAUGGGUUUCUGUGAUGGUGAGAAUGAUGGACAUGGGGAAGUAGUGUCUUUCCAUGGCCCAUUGAAAGAAGAGAAUCUAUUAAAUGUUCCAAAGCCACUGCCAAAACAGCUGUGGGAGGCCAAGGAGAUUCAGUCCCUGUCAGGGCGCCCUCGAUCCUGUGAUGUCGGAGGUGGCAAUGCUUUUCCACAUAAUGGUCAAAACGUAGGCCUCUCACCCUUUCUGGGGACCCUGAAUACUGGAGGGUCAUUGCCAGAUCUAACCAACCUCCACUACUCGGCACCGCUGCCAGCCUCCCUGGAUACCAGUGACCACCUCUUCGGUAGCAUGAGUGUGGGAAAUAGUGUGGGCAACCUCCCAGCUGCUAUGACUCAUCUGGGAAUAAGAAGUUCCUCUGGUCUCCAGAGUUCUCGGAGUAACCCCUCCAUCCAAGCCACCCUCAAUAAGACAGCGCUGUCCUCUUCCCUAAAUAGCCACCCACAGACAUCUGUUACCAACACAUCUGCUCUUCACCCUUCACUCCGUCUGUUUUCCCUUAGCAACCCGUCUCUUUCCACCACAAACCUGAGCGGCCCCUCUCGGCGUAGGCAGCCUCCCGUCAGCCCUCUCACGCUUUCUCCUGGCCCUGAAGCACAUCAAGGUUUCAGCAGACAGCUCUCUGCAACCAGCCCACUGAAUCCAUAUCCUGCCUCCCAGAUGGUGUCCUCAGAUCGAAGCCCGCUGUCCUUUCUGCCUACAGAAGCUCAAGCCCAAGUGUCUCCACCACCCCCUUACCCCACGUCGCAGGAGCUCCCCCAUCCUCUCCUACAGCAGACCCAUGCCCAGGAGGCCCCUCAUCAGCAGCGCCAGGCCGCCACUUCACUGCCACAGUCAGAUUUCCAACUUCUCACAGCCCAGGGCUCAUCUUUGACCAACUUCUUCCCAGAUGUGGGCUUUGACCAGCAGUCCAUGAGGCUAGGCCCAACCUUUCCUCAGCAGGUGCCCCUGGUGCAGCAAGGUCAUCGAGAACUGCAGGAUUCAUUUCAUUUGAGACCAAACCUGUAUUCCAACAGUGGGAAUUUCCCAAACACCGUUCUGACAGAAGACUCAAGCACCACCCUGUUCAAGGACCUCAGCAGUGCACUGGCAGGCAUGCCCGAGGUCGGCCUGAGCAUGGACACUCCGUUCCCCCUGGAAGAGGAACUCCAGAUUGAACCCCUGAGCCUGGAUGGACUCAACAUGUUAAGUGACUCCAGCAUGGGCCUGCUUGACCCCUCUGUGGAAGAGACGUUUCGAGCUGACCGACUGUGAACAGAAUUUAAUGAACAGGAGAAUUUCUUUCUGAAACAGCCAGAAUAGAACAGAAUAGAAUGAAGCCAGCUAACCACCCCAGGCUUUAGUUAUCUCAACACGGAAGGAACCCAUUCCACGGCCCCAAGCUUGCAGAUGAGGUCCUCUCUCAGAUGCUAUGGCUUUUUUCCAGACCACAGAGCUAUGUACUGUCCCUCAGGCCUGCAGCGCCAGUUCUGCUGCAGGCAGGCUGCUUAGGAGCUUCCAGUGAACUGGAAAGCUCAUCUUUGUACUGGCCACCUAGUCAGUCAGUGUGUAGAAGUAGAAAGUAUUGUGCAGCAGGAGGCCUCAGUAGCAUUCUGUAGUGCCAGAACCAGUGAUCUCAGUCAACACGGAAGCCAGGACCUGGAGUGGGGCAGUCAGGGCCGUGGGCAUGCAGGGCCAACUCAGUGUCCAGCAGCAGCACCAGAGCACCACGAUGCCUUCUCUGAUCUGACUCUCGUGGCAGGUACCCUCCAGCUGGUGGACAUUCCAGGGUUUAGCGGAGAGUGGUGGCUCUCCCAGGUGCCUUAAUCGUAAUAUGAAGAAGAUGAUUUGCCACAAGUUCAAAGACCGGCUCGAGUUAGGCAAACAGUGCUAUUUGUUUUCUCCCAGUUUGUAACCUCUUUUCUGCUGCUUCAGUACACCUUUUCCUUAUGGACAGAAGGAAAAGGAAGACUAUUUUAUUCCAUCACUGAAAAAAGUCCCUGGUGGUGGAAGAGCCUGAAGAGAACAGUGCUCUUUCUCGGUGGCUGGGGAAGAGGAGGACUGCAGGUAUUUCGCAGACACAAUGUCCUCCAGACAAACUCCGGCCAAGUACAGACCUCCCUCGUACAGACCAGCUGGUGGGAGCUGCCAGAGGUCCUGAUCAGACCCACCCAGCAACUGAACUUCCCUGUCCCUCCCCAGAGCGGUUUCUCUGUUGAUAGGGAGUUUAAUGUAAUCCCACUAGCCAUAAGCUCCUGAGGGCAGGGACUGUGCCUUAUUCAUCACUGAACCCCUAGUACCUAACAAGUGCCUGGCAUGGUGUAAGUGUUGCAUAGCUGCAUGUCGAGUGAAUGAAUGAAUCUGCCUCGCUGUGAGGCAGUCUAAUCUGUAGCUCUCCCCAUUCCCUGCCAAAUCUUCUCAGAACUUGAGCUCUUCUAACACUUGUGCCUAUGGUUAAGUUAAGCAUGCACUUUAAUUUGCUUUUAACACUAGGUGACCAAAUCCAGGAUUAGUCUGGCACCCCAUUCCCCUCGGGGGUGUGCUCUGUAGCAGGUAGGUGGGAAUUGUUUUCUGAGUGCAUCCAGAAAGGCUGAGCAGACUAAGGUCACCCAAGUACUGGCACCUGCAGGGUCCUGGCAAAUUCCCUGCCUCAAAAGGUCAUCCCUCUCAGAUCCACGUUUCACUCUAAGUUGUUUUAAAUAGAGAUUCAUUCUUUGAGGCUGAAGAAACAGUUUAUAGUAAAAUGAAGGUCUAAUUCGUGGAACCAUCGUUAUUCAUUAAUACCUUUUCAUAAAAUAGUUUGACCACAUUUCCCCCACAGCCUGCCUCCUCUGACUCAGGCUAAGCCAGCCCCUGAACAGGAGCCUGAUGGAAGGUAUGAAGGGGGCAAAGGGGAGGAUGCCCACAGAGCUGCCCCAGGAGGAGUCUAGGCAAUGAGAAGACAGGGGAGGGAGUAGGAGAACCCUGAAAGAGGAGACGAAAGGACCCAGAGCAUUUGCUUGGACAGUCACUGCCCUUUCAGGAGGCCCAGGGAUGUCACUGAGAGGUGGUGGUUAGCUACCACCCAGAGAAGCAAGACUGCACAGUGAAGGUCUGAAUCUUUUCCUUGUGGCAUGAGGAGUCUUUGCCACGUGAUUCUGGGCUGCUUCGCCUCUCCAGACCUCAUCCCAUUUCUCUCCUGUCUGCAGAGCCUUACCUCUGAUCCUACAAAUGACCCUCAUGGUGCGCCACUCUCCUUCCUCUGAAUCCAAGUGUUUCUUUUUCACGCUUACCCCAUCCUCCUGUCCUCCUCUGCUGAGUCCUGGCUCGGGAAGGAGCUGUUGACCUCCCCUUGCAAGCCUUAUUCCCACUUAAACUUUCAGAUCCCCUUAUGCUUCAGACCUCAGAGGGGGUGAUUUUUUGUUAAGGUAAAAGGGCCUUUCAUUGUAAUGCUAUCCAGCACCCCAGUGUGCUUAAAGAAGCCAGCUUCUGUGUCACAGGCCCCCGAAAUCUGACCUCGCCUUUCAGGCAGGAAGUGGUGCUGAUGUAAGAGUUUAGUUUUUUUGAAAAACGGAGGUCCCAGCAUAAUCCACUCUUUGCAUAGUGCCUUACCUGUGGGGAUCAUCGUGUCGGGGUCCCAGUUCACUCUGCGCGGCAGCCCUGCCUUACAUCUGGAGACCCCAGACCUACUCAAUGAAUUGCACUGCCCCGGGGCAUUCUCCAGGUGACUUGUGGAAACAGAGGCUUCCAGAGCAAGUGAUUUGUUUGGGGCAGUAUAAUGAUGACAAUGUGGGUUAGCACUGAAUUAAAUUUGUCCUUAGGUCUAUGAGUCAGUCUUUUCGUGUGAAAAGCUUUUCAGCAUUACACAGCCUACUCUGCCUAGACAAUGUCAAGAACACCCCAUAGACAGUGUCACCCUGACCUUCAGCGUGUAAGCCUACACGUUGCUGCCUUUGUAACAAACCAGUCAUGGUCCUCAGCGUUUGAAGUGGCUACAUUCUUCAGAGUAAACUAUUUUUCAGUAUUUAGUUUUGCCACAAGAAAUCAAUUGUUGUAUACUCUCAUUUACCAGCAGUUAAACAACAUAGAACUAAAAACCUAUCUGUGUUUCCAUUUUUUCUUUCUGUAUGGUUGUGGUUUUUAGGACACAGAGUGUUAGGAGAAAUUUUUCUUGAUCAUGUCAAGAUCAACAUGAAUUCUCCUUUGUCUUCCAUUUCUCCUAAGUCUACUGUAUAUUCCCUGAGCUGAGAUGUUGUGUGUCCGAGUCCACAUGUGUAUUUGAAGACAUUCUGGCUGUCCUUGGCGCUUCUGAUUUAUGCACAGGUGGUUCCAAGUGUGUUUCCAUUGCUUCGAGGAUGGGACCAUCACGGCAACUAAUCAGACUUCCUGCCAGUAUCCUAACUCCCAGGGCCCCUUGUUAAACAAUAUUUAAAGAUUGGAAUUUGUAUAAAGUCGCUUCCAAGUUUUAUAAUGCAUCAUUUUACAUCUUUCUUAAUUAAAAGCAGCACAAUAAGGUGGUA
Galeopterus variegatus (Sunda flying lemur) is the source of this 4950-nucleotide messenger RNA. RefSeq names its product CREB regulated transcription coactivator 3 (gene CRTC3). The coding region runs from base 440 to 1726 and encodes 428 amino acids. Gene Ontology annotation, biological process: positive regulation of transcription by RNA polymerase II. The transcript has 14 exons. Lineage: Eukaryota; Metazoa; Chordata; Mammalia; Dermoptera; Cynocephalidae. Gene Ontology annotation, cellular component: nucleus; cytoplasm. The record is from RefSeq and is a predicted model, not a curated record. Gene Ontology annotation, molecular function: cAMP response element binding protein binding.